Molecule: messenger RNA, 4208 nt
Organism: Callithrix jacchus (white-tufted-ear marmoset)
Lineage: Eukaryota; Metazoa; Chordata; Mammalia; Primates; Cebidae
Source: RefSeq, a predicted model, not a curated record
CAUUUCCGGGGCGUGGCCCCGUUCGGGGUGCUCAGAAGUCGGAGUAGCAUUGGGAGGUGAGAUGGUUGCCCAGUGAAGGGAAUGCGACUCUGAGCCGGGCAAGUCCUAGUCGGUGAGAGUAGAAUUCUGCUGGAAUUUGCGGUCUCACCGCCUACUAAGGAGGAAAAGCAAUUUUCAAGAGUCCCACGCCGCCGCCAGCCGUAGGCUCGGACUACAAGUCGCGGCCUGUGGAGUCCAGGAGCCGGGACAGGCGGGGACGGGCCGGGGGCGGGCGGGAGGCAGGCCGGGAACUGUAGUAGUGUCACCGCCACGUUCGCAGCAGGUAGGUGCUCAUUUUGCUAACAUUGCUGAGAGUGGACAGCAGUUAGGCUUUGGCACCUUGAACGUGGCUCCAGCGAAGGGAAGCGAAACGCUUCCUGGGUAACAGACUUUUAUUCUUUGCGCAUUCUCUAAAACCUGGCGACUGAGCGCCUGAGGUUCGGAGUGCCUUCUUCACAGACGAUGCGGUAGUGGGAACUCUUGUGUUUGCCGAACUGAAGGGAAUUUGUCUUCCUGUCUUUAGGUUCACAGCAGUUCAGAAAUGAAUGGGAAACUUUUCCCCCGUAGAACAGACUUUGUAAAUCUAUUAAAUCUUUAUAAAUCUUUUUCUUUUUUCUUCUUUUUUUUAAUGGAGCCAGCCAAGGUCUUGCUCUGUCGCCCAGGCUGAAGUGCAGUGCUAUGAUCACGGCUCCCUGCAUCCUUGAACACCUGGACUCAAGGGAUCCUCCUGCCUCAUUGAGAAAUGGUCAUGGAAUCCAAGAGGCCAGGUGUCAUGAAGUCAGAGAAAUCAUUCCUAUGUUGUGGAGGCUGAACUGCUUUUAAAUGGGGUUUCACCAUGUUGGCCAGGAUGGUCUCGAUCUUCUGACCUCGUGAUCCACCCACCUUGGCCUCGCAAAGUGCUGGGAUUACAGGCGUGAGCCACUGCAGCUGGCCAGCUCUAAGGUUACAAAUGCUUCUCUUCCUGCUCUGCCUGCCCUCUGGUGGAGGUGCUAACGAGCAGGCCAGGAGACAAGCAAGAGCCAUAAAGGAGAAUAGUGAAAAAGAUCAAGAUGUUGUAGAAAACGAUUAUGAGAGCUUACGUGUAUUAAACAUUGAAAGAAAUGGAAAUAUCAUAUAUACCUAUAAGGAUGAUAAGGGAAAUGUCGUCUUUGGAUUAUACGAUUGCCAAACCAGACAAAAUGAGCUUCUAUAUGCCUUUGAGAAAGACUUGGAAGUUUUCAGUUGCUCUGUCAACAGUGAAAGAACUUUGCUUGCUGCAAGUUUAAUUCAGUCUACUAAAGAAGGAAAAAGGAAUGAACUUCAACCAGGAUCAAAGUGCUUAACUUUGUUGGUUGAAAUCCACCCUGUUAACAAUGUGAAGGUUCUGAAAGCUGUGGAUAGCUAUAUUUGGGUUCAGUUUCUGUACCCACAUGUUGAAAGUCAUCCUCUUCCAGAGAACCAUCUGUUGUUACUGAUUUCAGAAGAGAAAUAUAUUGAAAAAUUUCGUGUCCGUGUCACCCAAGAAGAUGGAAAUAGAGUGGUGAUUAAAAAUUCUGGCCAUCUCCAAAGAGACAGAAUAGCCGAGAAUUUUGUUUGGGCUCAGUGGGAUAUGUCAGAACAGAGAUUAUAUUACAUUGACCUGAAGAAAUCAAAGAGCAUCUUAAAAUGUAUCCAGUUUUAUGCUGAUGAGAGCUACAACUUAAUGUUCGAAGUACCCUUGGACAUAUCAUUAAGCAACUCAGGAUUUAAACUUGUCAACUUUGGAUGUGAUUAUCAAGACCAAGAGAAAUUAUCCAAACACCUAAGUCUGUGUGUUUUUACCAACCAUGCAGGAAGUUUGUGUGUUUGUUACAGUCCGAAGUGUGCUGCUUGGGAACAAAUCACGUAUUCAGUGUUUUACAUUCACAAAGGAUAUAGCAAGACCUUUACCACUUCUCUCAAGAAUGUUGGCUCACACAUGACAAAGGGCAUAACUUUUCUCAACCUUGACUAUUAUGUGGGUGUUUACUUACCUGGUCAUUUCUUCCACCUACUUAAUGUUCAACAUCCAGACUUGAUCUGCCACAAUCUCUUUCUGACAGGAAAUAAUGAAAUGAUUGAUAUGCUACCUCAUAGCCCUUUACAGUCACUGUCAGGGUCCCUGGUACUGGAUUAUUGUUCUGGAAAGCUGUAUAGAGCGAUGCUCAGCCAGUCGUCUUUAUUACAGCUCCUGCAGAAAACCCGCUUAGACUGUGAGAAGAUGGCCACGUUGCACUGUGCGCUCUCCUGUGGUCAUGGCGCGCAGUUGCUGGAAGGCCAGUGGAGGCAGAGAGCAGAUUUAAAUACCAACAGAGUUCUGUCUGACUUUUUAAAGAUUAUUCAAUGGAUUUCUGAGAAUGUGUCUGCCUGCCAUUCAUUUGACCUCAUUCAGGAAUUUAUAAUUGCUUCUUCAUACUGGAGUGUAUAUUCAGAGACAAGUAAUGUGGACAAACUAUUGCCACAUUCCUCAGUGCUCACUUGGAAUACAGAAAUUCCUGGAAUAACUCUUGUAACAGAAGACACUGCAUUGCCUCUUAUGAAGGUGCACAGCUUUAAGGGCUACUGGGAAACAUUGAACUCCAACCUAGAAAAUGUCAAGUAUGCAAAGCCACACUUCCACUAUAACAACAGUGUGGUCAGGAGAGAGUGGCACAACCUGAUCUCUGAAGAGAAAACAGGAAAAAGAAGGUCCACGGCAUAUGUGAGGAAUAUUCUUGAUAAUGCGAUAAAGGUGAUCUCUAACCUAGAAGCAAGAAAUUUGGAGCCAAGAUUGACGCCCCUCCUGCAGGAGGAGGACAGCCACCAGCGGCUGCUCAUGGGGCUGAUGGUGUCUGAGCUAAGAGACCAUUUUUUGAGACACCUGCAGGGUGUAGAAAAGAAGAAAAUUGAACAGAUGGUUUUGGACUACAUUUCAAAACUGCUGGAUCUCAUUUGCCACAUCCUAGAAGCCAGUUGGAGGAAACAUAAUCUUCAUUCCUGGGUUUUCCACUUCAAUAGUCGUGGCAGUGCUGCUGAAUUUGCAGUUUUUCAUAUCAUGACCAGGAUUUUGGAAGCUACAAACAGUUUGUUUUUACCUCUGCCUCCUGGUUUUCAUACUCUGCACACCAUCCUCGGGGUCCACUGUCUCCCUUUGCAUAACCUGCUGCAUUGCAUUGACAGUGGAGUGUUGCUUCUCACUGAAACAGCAGUGACAAGGCUCAUGAAAGAUCUGGACAAUACAGAGAAAAAUGAAAAACUGAAAUUCAGUAUCAUUGUGCGGCUUCCUCCGCUUAUUGGUCAGAAGAUUUGUAGACUUUGGGAUCAUCCUAUGAGUUCUAACAUCAUUUCACGGAACCAUGUGAUGCAACUGCUUCAGAACUAUAAGAAACGGCCUCGGAAUUCUAUGAUUGACAAGUCAUCGUUCAGUGUAGAAUUUCUGCCUCUGAACUACUUCAUUGAAAUUCUAACAGAUAUAGAGUCCACUAAUCAAGCCCUAUAUCCUUUUGAACAACAUGACAAUGUGGAUGCAAAAUUUGUAGAGGAAGCAGCUCUGAAACACACCACAAUGCUUUUAGGCUUAUGAAAAAGAAAACCGCAGUUGGAUCUGCUCCUGCUAUUUAAUCUUGCUCAUUAACCUUAUUCCUAUAGAGAAUUCUUUAGCAAUAUUUAAAAUUGGUAACAAAAACAAGAAAUUAUUUAGCCAUCUGAUUUUCAGUUUGGAACGUGGUACAGCAGUUACAGUUCUGUCUCAACAAGUACCAAUUUUGAAUAGCCACUGUGCAAUCAAGUGUAGAGAAAUGAUAAAUGACCUAAGCAGACAUACAGUGGCAUCAAUGAUGCUCUUCCUAGUAGCUUAAGAGGCUACACUGAAAUUGUAGCAAAUUCUGUUGCACUCUGAAAUAAAAUAUGCUUUAAAAAUGUAGGGCACAGUGCUUAGAAAAGCAAAAGCUAGGUGUGUCAUUGAAAUAAUAAGCAGAAAAAUUAAAUGCUGUGUAAGAACACUAUUUGGAAAGAGGUUCCUUUUAAAAACUGAAUUUGUACUAAAUAAAUUUGCCAUGUCCAGCACAGAAUUAUUUGUAUGUAGUAUUUACAGCAGGGUUUGUCUUUGUGUAUUCAGAUGAAAUGUAUUUAAUUUUUUUAUAUUUAUAAAAGUUUGAUUUAUGAAUAUUUUGUCAUUAAAAAACCUGAAAACA